Messenger RNA from Habropoda laboriosa, 848 nucleotides. RefSeq names its product deoxynucleotidyltransferase terminal-interacting protein 2. The record is from RefSeq and is a predicted model, not a curated record. The transcript has 2 exons. Gene Ontology annotation, cellular component: nucleolus. Lineage: Eukaryota; Metazoa; Arthropoda; Insecta; Hymenoptera; Apidae. Bases 75 to 848 code for a protein of 257 amino acids. Gene Ontology annotation, biological process: RNA processing. Gene Ontology annotation, molecular function: RNA binding.
UGAUGCGAAACAUAGGUAUAACCGUCACGCGUGAGAGCUAUCGAAUAGGAAAGCAAUUGUAAUUAAUUUUAAUAAUGGAUAUAAUAAUUGAUACGAGAGGCGAUGAAAAUUUGGCGACAAAAGAUCAUUUAGACAGUGACGAAGAUGAUAUAAAUUUCGAAGAUAAUGAUACAGAGACACCAAAUUUCUUUGAUAUAGAGGUAGAUCUACUUGAAAAUGAAAUUUCAACAAAAAAAACAAUCCAUAAUGUGUCUAAAGAUAUCGAUCUCGAAGAAUUUGAAAAAGAAAUGGGUUGGUCAAGUGGAAGAUGGAUAAAAAAUAUAGCCGCUCCAGAUUUAAAUCCUUUAAAACAAAAAUUGACUGCAGUAGAUAAGAUACUUAAAAAAAGUGUUAUAACACCUGGAUUUGAACAAUUACAAGCUGUUCCUCCUUAUGAAGUGAAGAAGAAACUACUGCAAGAGCAGAGACGUAAGGAACGUGCUAAAACUAAAGGCAAGAAUUGGUUCAAUAUGGGUGCUCCUGAGUUAACACCAGAAGUUAAACAUGAUCUUCAAGUUAUAAGAAUGAGAUCAGUAUUAGAUCCAAAACAUUUCUAUAAAAAGAAUGAUCUUAAGGCACUACCAAAAUACUUUCAAAUUGGUAAAGUUAUUGAUUCACCUUUGGAUUAUUAUUCUGGACGUCUUACAAACAAAGAACGUAAGAGAACAAUUGUAGAUGAACUUAUGGCUGAUGCUCAGUUUUCUAAAUACAAUAAACGUAAAUAUAAGGAAAUUAUUGAGGAAAAGAAAAAAUUGCAUCAUAAAGCCCAUAGACAUGCAAAAAAACUUAAAAGGGGAAAGAAAAAAUGA